AAGACAUGUCUGGUAUAACAAAGGUAGGUUAAGGAUACCCUAUCAACCCCAUUACUUAGGCUCUAUUAGAUAUUGGAAGAACAAAACAAUGGUGUACAACAUAUCGUUCAAGUACUUGAAACGGAUGAAAAAGAAGUUGAUCAACUUCAUAAGGCUUUGGGCCAUCAAUACCACACUUAUUAGUCAAUAAAGGCAUCUAGAGAAGUCCUUUCCUUGAAGAUUGUUCAGCAGUUCAAUAAGUCACAUGACCUAUCCUCUUUUUGAUGCUGUCCACAUGGAUUUUUAACUACUGAGUUUUUAUCUCAAAUUAAUUUUCUUUUUCUCUUUUGAUUAGGUCUGAUGGACACCAUCAGGUCUAUCCAGCCACCAGGCAAAUGGAAGAUUAUUGUGGUUGAUUCAAAAAGUAUUCAGAUCAUCAAUGCUGCUUGCAAGAUGUAUGAUAUUCUUGAAGAGAAUGUGACAUUGGUUGAGAACAUUGAAAAGAAGCGUCAACCUUAUCCUUCUUUAGAAGCCAUCUAUUUCUUAACACCUUGUCGUGAAUCUAUCUUGAGACUGGUAGAUGACUUUACUACAAAACCACCCACUUAUAAAGCAGCCCAUGUUCAUUUCAUGAGUGGUCUUAGUGAUGAGGUGUUUGCAGAUUUGAACAAGAGACUCAAGGCAACUGGUGCCUCACAAUAUGUCUUGAGCCUAAAAGAACUCUACGUUGACUUUAUGGUGAAUGAAUCCUCAGUAUUUACUGUUGAGCCUACCACUAGUUUCUUGUCUACCUUUGGAGACAUAGAUCCUGAAGCAUCCCUUCGAGUCACGGCCAAACAGCUACUCUCUGUAUGUGCUACACUAGGUGAGGACCCCAUCAUUCGUUAUCAGGCACCCAUGGAGGGCAUACAAGCUUCUCCUGCUGCUAAAUUAGCACACAUUGUUCAAAAAGAAAUUGAUUAUUUCUGCCGCAUUAACCCCAAUUUCCCUCCUCCUCGUCAUCCUCCUCAACCAAGAGCAACGUUAUUGAUUGUGGAUCGAUCCAUUGACCCUGUAGCACCCUUACUGCAUGAAUUUACGUACCAAGCCAUGAUCAAUGACUUACUUGAUGUGCAACCCACAGACACAGGUAUCAAAUACACGUAUGAAUUCAAUCAGGCAGAUGGCAGUAUGGGCACCAAAGAGGUUGUGUUGGACGAAGAAGAUAACGUGUAUCGAUCCAUUCGACAUAUGCAUAUUGCAGAGUGUUCUGACCAUCUGAUUGAGAAGUUUAAUGAAUUCUUGGCAGAGAACAAAGCAGCCACAGGCGACAGAGACCCCACAAAAGAUUCUGCCAAGAGUCUCAAGGAAAUGAAGGACAUGUUGACCAAUUUACCUCAAUUCCAAGACAUGAAGGCAAAAUAUUCGGCUCAUUUGAGCAUUGCACAAGAAUGCAUGUCGUUUUUUGAAAGACACAAGUUGAAUUCAGUAGGUAAUUUAGAGCAAAAUAUGGCUACAGGCGAAACAGCAGAUGGAGAGACACCCAAGACCAUUGUGCUUGAUAUGGUGCCCUUGUUGGACGAUCCUCAUGUGAGUCCGGUAGAUAAAGCACGCUUGUUGAUGUUGUAUAUUAUUUGGAAAGAAGGAGGUAUCUUUGAAGAUGAUAAGCGCAAACUACUAGAACAUGCUAAACUCAAGGGUGAACUACGUGAUGCGAUUCACAAUCUGCCUUUGAUUGGUGUCAAGUUAACACGUAUUCGUAAGCCUGAAAGAUCUUCUUUUCUAAAGAAGAGAAGACAGAGAAGAAGCAAGGAUGAAGAGACACCUUAUGAACUAUCUCGCUAUAUACCCAUUUUAAAGAAAGUGAUGGAGGCACAUGUCAACAAUACGUUAGAUCCUAAGCAGUUUGCAUUUACACGUCAAUCCGAUAUGGACUCUUCUGAAGAUUCACCUGGACAAGGCGGUAUUCCUACCAGUGGUGUCUCUCUUCGUACGACGAAACCUACAUGGGCCAAACGAACCAACAGUACCUCUGGCAUGCCUCGCACUACCACAGGUGCUAAAUUGAUUGUGUUUGUUAUUGGUGGCGCUACUUAUUCUGAAAUUCGAUCUGCUUAUGAAAUUGGACAAACAUACAAUAGAGACAUCAUUCUAGGCACCACAGAAAUCUUGCGUCCUACUACCUUUGUUGAACAUUUAGGUCAGCUCAAACAACCUUUACCUCUUUCUCCUUCUGUGAUUCCACCUUAUGUGGCACCUCCUCCUCCUCCUCCUCUUUCUCAGCCUAAACCCAGUCAUGAAUCAAUCCAUAAGGCCACCUCUCUCAUGUCACAGUUACAUGUCAGUACACCUUCUCCUCAUUUAAGCAACAAGAGCAGCAGUCUCUCUCUCUCGACUGUCUCUGACCAAUCAACCCAUACAGAAGAAAAAGAGAAAAAGAAAAAGAAAGGAUUAAAACGAUUUUUUAAUGAAUCAAUAAACUAA
Molecule: messenger RNA, 2442 nt
Organism: Gilbertella persicaria
Lineage: Eukaryota; Fungi; Mucoromycota; Mucoromycetes; Mucorales; Choanephoraceae
Product: Sec1-like protein
Exons: 11
Coding region: 340-2442 (700 amino acids)
Biological process (GO): vesicle-mediated transport; intracellular protein transport
Cellular component (GO): secretory granule; plasma membrane
Molecular function (GO): syntaxin binding
Source: RefSeq, a predicted model, not a curated record